Alternaria ventricosa is the source of this 807-nucleotide messenger RNA. RefSeq lists its product as uncharacterized. The coding region runs from base 1 to 807 and encodes 268 amino acids. The record is from RefSeq and is a predicted model, not a curated record. Lineage: Eukaryota; Fungi; Ascomycota; Dothideomycetes; Pleosporales; Pleosporaceae. The transcript is spliced from 3 exons.
AUGGCUAUCAUCUAUAUUUUCUUGGUCGAACGUAUCCAUGUCGUCCGCGCGCCUUUCGUCAAUAGGCGAAAAGACAAGAUAUACCUAUGCUGCAUGGCUAUGAUUGUCGUAUUGUACAGUACCGUCGCCAUCAACGCCUAUCUCAACCAUGUCACCGAGUUGCACGAAUCGGACGGACGCUGCCACUUUGGCAUUCGCGGCAUCGCAUCGAUACCAUUUACCGUGGUCAACUUCUUUACGAACAUCAUUCUGACUGUGGUUUUCUUUUACCUACUCUAUCCGGUCGUAGGGUUACCCUGCGCAUCAACUCUUUCCAGGAUGUUCAAGAGGAAGUCAGAUCAGAUUGAGGAUGCAGUGCAUGGAGGACAGGAUACGCCAGCUAGGAAGAAUAUCAAGACAUUGCUGUGGAAGAGUAUCAUUGGAUCGCUCUUGAUAGAGAUACCGACGGCGGCGAAUAUGGUACAAUUCUUCCUUACCAGGGGUGAAGAGCUGGGCAUGAUAUGCCUCACGAUCUGUUUGGUGGACGUAUGCUGGGACGCGCUCAUAAUCCACUGGCUUACGUUCAGCUCUUCGGCAUCAGCGGCAGAGAAGGACUUGUCGCGAUCGACAUUGGUAUCCAAAGAGGAGCUCGACCUGAUCCCGGGACGAACUCUCUCACCAUCAAAAAGUCGCGACGAUGGGAAAACAAACACGCAAUUUACGGCUGAAAAGCCAACAGACGCGAAUCUGGCCGCGUUCGACUUCUCGUGUGAAGGCGCUCGAGACUCGACCACUGAGCUGAUAAGGCCGGCACCUGUCAAGCAAUGA